AUGUCAAAAUCGGUUCUAUCAGCUCUGAAUGAAAACAAAUGUGGUCGUGAUCUUAUUGUACUUUCUUCGAUUUUGGAUGUUUUGAAUUCUCCGUCGAUGUUAAAAACAAUACCUACUUCGUUGAAAAAAUCCGAAGGAGAUUUCAUGACCGUAUUGAAUGUUAUGAAUGAAAUUCUGCUAAUAAAAAAAAGUGUACCUGCUCAACAAUUUAAAUUAUCUAAAAUAUGUCAAGCUAAGAAUUUAAUGGCAAUCGCACAUAUUUUAAAACAAGCAUUAAGAAGAUAUACAAAUUUAGAAAAAUUAUUUAAUCUGUCAAGUGAAUAUCGUGAAAAAGCACAGAUUUCGAGUAAUGAUUGGGUAUCCAUUGCAAAAUCUUUGUUAAAUGGAUAUCGAGAAAAUGUUUUUGUUUCAAUGAGAGAAUUGCAAGGAAAAACUCAUUUAUUUACACGAUAUUCUCCGCCAAAACAAGAUGUGGCUGUAUUAGAUCUUCAAUCAACUCUCAGUCGACCAAUAACUUCGUCGCCUGUGUCACUUGUUCUUGCUCGUGAUGUACGUUUCUCAUCUUCAAAACGAGCUGAAGCGGUUCUGUUAUUUGUAGGCGAAAUUAAAUCGCAAUGGAUCGAUUAUACGUUUCAAAGAACAAUAAAAUUAAAUGAAGCUGAAGAAAAAAAAUUCAAUUCUGAUAAUAUUCUAUCAGCAGCAAAACAAAUAUUUCCAAAUAUAAAAAUACAAUUGAAUAAGCAUAGUCUUAGUUUAGAAGGUUCAGCAGGUUCUGUUCUCGAUGCUGAACUUGAUAUUUUACAACAAUUAGUUGUUGAAAUGAAAUUUACACUGAAAAAUGCAUAUGAACCAAAUAAAAAAGAUGAUCAUGAGCGUAUGAAAAGGAAUCUCGAGGGCGUUUCAAAAAUGCCCUUUAUAUUUAAUCCAAUGAAAUGGCGUUGGGAAGCUGAACAACAAGUUGAAAUCUCUGUUAGUAAUAAUGAAAUAAAUGAUCAAUGCGAAAUAACAAUUGCGGGACGAGAUUCACAAAAUAAAUUGGUGCAAAAAGAACUUGGAUCAUUUAUAGGAUGGUUAACAAGGUGUGCUGUUAUUCGAAGCCCUAAUGCAGGCGUUUCACCACGAAUUCUUAAACCAGCCAUGCGAAAGACAUGUCUCGAUAUUGAAGAGAGAAUCUCUCAUGUUACCGAUGUUAAACGAACAUCGAAUGAAUUAUGGAAAAGUUUGAAUGGUUCAAAGGCAACGCGUGAAACACGAAUGGAGGUUGUUGCAUGGAUAGCUGUUUGUCAAUUUGAUUGUCGAGUUGAAGGUGGUUUUGUUCGUGAUUGGAUCGUUGGAAAUUACAUAGCUCGUCCAAAUAAAGAUCCGUCAGCUUGGUUAGAACCUGGACCUAAUCCAAAAAUCCCUGCACUAAAUAAAGAUUUAGUUCCAUCAGAUCUCGAUUGUCAUUUACCGUCGGAUAAAUAUUUUGAUAUUGAGAAAUUUUUGGAUAGUCUGCACAAAUAUCAAAUUGAAUAUGAAGUUGUUCGAGAAGCGUGGCGUUACGUGCUAAUAAUAGACAAAACUGCUAAAACGGGCCCAUUCACAAUGGAUUUAAUCGAACCACAUAUUGUAGUAACGCAAGAUCGUAUUGAUUUGGAUGUUAGUAAUUUGUCAUUAGAAAAAGAUUAUACGAAAGAAUUAGGAAUGAGAGUUGAUAUUACAAGUAAAUCGUAUUCCAUUGAAUUAGAAGCUAUUGUUGAUAACAUAAAAAAUAAACGCUUUCAAGUGCUACGACCAAUUGAUGAUUUUCUUCAACCUCGUAUUGAUAAAAUGAAAAGUCGAGGUUGGACGCAACUUGGACAACCUAUGCAUGUUAUUCCAAAUCCACCACCGAAAUAUCCAGCUGUUCUUGUUCCUUUGCAUGAGUCAACAACAGCAUAUAUAACUGUACUUACAAAAAUGAAAUCUUCGAUUAGUAAUCAAGUUGAAGUGUUAUCUAUCGUACAAAUAAAAAAUCCUUCAUUGGAAGAUGCUUAUCUAGCAACAAAACAGUUGAUCGCUAAACAAUGUAAAGGGGAAAAUCCGAACGAACGUGAAUUAUUCCAUGGAACAAAGGAUGACGGCAUUGAUGGAAUUUACAAGGAUGGAUUCGAUGAUCAAUACUGUAAAGAAAGAAAAUGGGGUCGCGGUGCUUAUUUUUCUGAUAAUCCAAAUGUUUCGCAUAGAUAUACUGAAGCCAACUCGACCGACCGCACGCGGAUCAUGUAUUAUAAUAAAGUAGUAUUGGGAAAAGAAUUUAUCAUUGACGAGAAAGAUAAAGAUAUGAUAUCGGCAGGACAAGGCUAUCACUCAACGCAUGGGAAAAGUUCUGAUAAACCAAAUGAUAUUGAAUAUAUUGUACGUCGAUAUGCACAAGCAUUGCCAUAUUUAAGAAUAACUUAUAGAGAAUAA
This is a messenger RNA of Rotaria socialis, 2430 nucleotides long. NCBI's taxonomy places the organism in Eukaryota, Metazoa, Rotifera, Eurotatoria, Philodinida, Philodinidae. The record is from the annotation of a GenBank genome assembly.